AUGUCAGUCAAAGUCAAAAAAGAGGUGAACCAAGUUCCUAAAUUAAAAUCGAGCAAGCGACGUGCUGAAACCCAACCUGAUGGUAUUCCAAAGAAAACGGUUAAACUUAAAGAAAAACAAGAAGCAAGAAAGCCGGUUGGAGAUGAUUUGUCUAAAGUACGCAAAACAAAGCAAGUUAAACAUAAAUUUGGAAAAAAGAUUAAGACCCCUUCAAAAGCGUUCUUAGAUAAGAAAGAGCGCCGCCUGUUAAGGCUAAAGUCAAAAAAACACUCUGAAGUGGUAAUUAAACUACUGCCAAUGUGGGAGCAGUUUCGACGAGAUGACGUGUCUAAGGAGAAACGAUUUGAAUGCAUUCAAGAAGUGUUGAAAAUUUCAAAGAAAAUCAUACCCGAUUUAUGCAUGGCUCAUGAUACUUCUAGAAUAUUGGAAGAUUGUGUUAAAUAUGGUACAGAGUCACAACGUUGGCAAAUUUUCAGUGAAGUUCAUACAAAUUUGGUUAUUCUGGCUAAAUCACGUUAUGCAAAAUUUGUUAUAUUAAAACUAAUAAAAUACGGUGACAAACAACAUGUAUUGGAAAUGUUCAAGGCUUUUAAAAAUCGUAUUCAACGUUUAACUCAACAUAAAUAUGCAUCCGAAGUUGUAGAUACGCUAUAUAAUGACUAUGCGACAGCAUCACAACGUAGUGAAAUGAUUCAAGAGUUUUAUGGGAAUCGACAUGCUCUCCGACUUGGUGAACAUAAAUUAUUCACACUUGAAGAUACUUUAAAAUUGCAUCCAGACAAAAGUAUUGCGAUACUUAAUAAUCUUACAAAAAUACUCAUCAAUUUAGUAUCAAAAGGUCUCAACAAAUACAGUAUUGUUCAACAUUUACUAUUAGAAUAUUUACGUAAUGCUGUAUCAUCAUUCUCACAAGCAUCAUCAUUGUUUAACAAUGAAAAGAAAUCGAAUGUGAAUAUAAUAACUGAAUCAAAUGAAACUGUUGUACCAUAUUUGAUCGAUGAACCAGUUGAUUGCAAAUCUACUACGAAUAACACUGAUGAUAAGGAUGAUGAUGAUGAUAUUAUUCCCAAAUCAUUCUAUGAUAAUUUUAUCACUCUACUUGAACAUUUAAUUGAUGGUCAAAUAGUACCAAUGUUGCAUACACGUGAUGGUGUACGUGCUGCGUUGAGAAUAUUAUGGUUAUGUAAUCCACAAAAACGUAAAGUAUUAGUGAAAAAUUUAAAAACAUGUAUACAAAAUAUUGCAUUCAAUGAACAUGGACAUUUGUUUAUUAUUGGAUUAAUUGAUUCAGUGGAUGAUAUUGUCUUAUUACAGAAAACAAUAUUUCGUGAAAUAUUAGACGAUUUAGAGUUGUUUGUUAUGCAUCCUAAUGCACGUAAAAUACUAUUGUAUAUGUUAUCACCGCGGGAUCGUCGUCAUUUCUCUCCACAAUUCAUUCAUAGUGUAUUAGUUCCAGGUGAUACAAAUAGUUAUACUAAAAAAUUACUUGGUAUACGUGCAUUAGAAUUACGUCAAUCACAAUCGUUAGUGUUACCAGCUUUGUUGAAUUUAGUAAAUGAUAAAUUGAUCGAAUUAUUUAUUGGUGAUACACUGAGUGAAGUUGGUUUGUUAACAAGUAAAGAUUUAGGUCGUCUUGUAUUGUUAAGUGAAAUUCUUGAUAAAAGCGCUCCUCACAGUUUCAAUGUAGAUAGUCUAUUAUCAACCUAUAAACGUACAAAUGAUGAUUCACGUGUUCAAUUCGGAAGUUCUAGCAUUACAUCAACCGAUUUAUCAACUUAUAAAGCAUUAAGAAAAUCUGCUUUACAAAAACUUGUCAUGCAUGUUUUAGUGCCAGAAUUCAAUCCAACUGGCAAUGAUGACGACGACAAUGAUGCUGCUGAUGCUGUUGUUAAUAAAAAAAUUCACUUGAAACAACACAAACCAAAAGGCAAUCGUAAUGAUUUACGUUUAUCUCGGCAUAAAUUAGCCGUUUCAUUAGUGGAAACUUAUUUAGCUAAACAAAAGAAUCCAAAGAUUAAAUCAUUUUUCAGUGGAAAUGAAUCAUUAAUCGAUAAGAAAGAAGAAGAAGAAGAAGAAGAAGCGGAUGCUGAUGGUGAUGAUCAUGUUAAUGAGAAUGAUCAACAUAUGUCUGUUGAUGAAACAUUUUCAAUGAAUCAUACAAAUUCGAAACCAUUUAUUGAACGUCCAGAAGGUGUUUAUUUAAUACGUCGUUUAUUACAAAUAGAGAAAGAGACUAAAGUUUUUACAUUUGCUCGACUGAUUAUAAAGUAUGUUCCAGCUGAAAAUUUCCAAUCUUGGAUCAAAUGCAAUCGUACUUGUUAUUUUUUAGUAAAUCUAUGGGAACUUGGAAACGAAAAAAUUUGUCAUGCACUGAAAGAAGCUUUAAAUCCUGUUAUGGAAAUUUUGAAGAUAUCACCGUUAUCUAGUGCUAAAAUUUUGUACAAUCAUUUAAAUCAACAAUAA
Schistosoma turkestanicum is the source of this 2463-nucleotide messenger RNA. Lineage: Eukaryota; Metazoa; Platyhelminthes; Trematoda; Strigeidida; Schistosomatidae. The record is from the annotation of a GenBank genome assembly.